Solenopsis invicta (red fire ant) is the source of this 985-nucleotide messenger RNA. Its product is annotated as tRNA-splicing endonuclease subunit Sen15. The transcript is spliced from 4 exons. The record is from RefSeq and is a predicted model, not a curated record. NCBI's taxonomy places the organism in Eukaryota, Metazoa, Arthropoda, Insecta, Hymenoptera, Formicidae. The coding region runs from base 222 to 776 and encodes 184 amino acids. Gene Ontology annotation, molecular function: nucleic acid binding. Gene Ontology annotation, biological process: tRNA splicing, via endonucleolytic cleavage and ligation.
CACUAGUGUACGGGAGUUUCGAAGCGUUAUAGGAAAAAGGCCGCCGUGGCCGCUCUCAGGUUCCUCUCUGCUUGGAGCUUAGAGCUGUCAGUGAACAGUUGAACACAUGUGCCAGUUCCCACUAAUGUCUUCUCCCCAAGUUGUGAUGACAAUUUACGGCGAGUAGAUUCUCGCCAAAAAAACAGGGCAUUUUACGCCUGUAUCUCGCGUACACGAGAAAGAUGUACGAUAUAUGCCACCCCAGUUAUUAUCAUCUGUGCAAACUCGGCUGUAAUGAUCCGGUAAAAACGAGCACCGCCUUUUAUGUCUACAUUGAGCUAUGUGAAGUGAGACGGUAUUGGGAUGUCGAAUACAGGUAUAAUGAGGAACUUGACGUGAUCUAUUUUGAGGUAAAAAAAAGGGAACAUUCUCAGUUGGAGAUUUACAUACCUUGGCCAACCAAGUAUAGCAUUUGCCUCGAUAAAAUUGAGAAAAUGCAACAAUUAUUGCAGAAUGAACGAUUGACAUUUGUAUUUAAAUCCGAAGAUAGUAGCAGUGUUAUCUAUACAGUAAGUGCAGGCCUCUCAAAACCAGUGGCACCAGAAGUGAGCAAGCAACGAAAAGAAAAAGCGGAAAAGAUACUUAACUUGGAAAGUGAAAUUCGGAGGAACACAUCAAACUUAUAUGAACUAGCAAAAACUUUAGAUUCUACUCACGAAUCUAGCAGUCAAAAUUGUAAUCCUGAUUUAAAUACUAUUGAAUCUUCGAAUAUCGAUAACAGUUUGGAGAUAUUAUGAUACUUUUCUUGUACUUAAUAUAUAAUUUUGAUCAAAUAUAUGUCUGUUGUCUGUAUAUCGGUAUUUAUCUGUUUUUGUUACACACUUUGCAACUUAUGUAUGAAACACACAACGGUUAAACAUAUAAAAAAUACUGAUACACUACAUGUAAACCAAUAUAUUGUAAUUUCUGUUAACCGUAAUAAAAUAAUUUUUAAUGGCAUAAAUAA